Messenger RNA from Phytomonas sp. Hart1, 3312 nucleotides. Lineage: Eukaryota; Euglenozoa; Kinetoplastea; Trypanosomatida; Trypanosomatidae. The record is from the annotation of a GenBank genome assembly.
AUGCCGCUUUUAUACGGCUCCCCUCUCCCCCCUGGGGUGGAGGCCUCGACUCGAGGGGAGUUGCGCAUUCGGGUGGAUAAGCUUCUCAUUGAUGACGCCUCGGUGAAUAGAAAUCCCCUGGUGAAUUUUCAUUUCGGCGGGCCAAACGUUUCUGUAGAUUCAUCUUCCGGCAAUCACGCGAUCAGCCCAAAUCGAUUUGUCGUUCCGGUCGAUUACUGCGCGGUGAGUCCACGGUUUUGGGGGGAGGAAAAGACCUCCGUGAGCUGUCAGCCCUCCACCGCACAGCACCCGCGCGGCUCCUUCACCUUCGUUUACCCCGUCAAAGUCGAGGAGGAGACUUUUCAAAUGUAUUUAAAAAACAUGUCCGCUUCGGCCCAUCACGGACUGCAGUUUGAAGUGCACGUCCCCUCAAGCUAUAGCGGGCGGCCUCCGGUUUUAAUCGGAAAAUGCACGGUCCCCCUUGACUCCUUGGCCUCCCCGGAGGCCUCAACCUCCGCCUCCUUCACGAAGAAUAUCCUCAACGGCUGGUUUGGCGUGAUUCAUCAGUCGCAACAGCCGGCGGCGGCCACGACGGAGGCCGAUCCCGCGGCACCGACGACCCCGGCCCCCACUACCCUCACCAUGCCGAUCGGCAAGUUAAAGCUCCACGUCCAUCUGCACUACUUCUCCAAGCCCGCCCGGACGACCGCCAGGCGUCCGGCCCAGCGUGGGGGUCUUUCCCAGGGCCGCUCUCCGAAGAACCCCCCGGACGAGGACGAGGAGGGGGGGGGGCGCGACGACGACCGCGAGCACGCCCGCACGGCGCGCCCGAGCUGUCACAACUUCCUCCCCGUCUCCUUUCCCUUCUCCUUCCCGUCCUCGUCCUUUCUGGACCCGUCGAGCUCCGUCGUGGGGCUGAACGUCUCCGCGGAGGAGGGCCGACCCAGCGAGGAGACCGGCGACCACUCCUCCGUCGAGGUCGAGCGGGUGAUCCCGAUCGUGGAGAGGACGCGAGAGGAGCCUCCCCCGAAGACGGGAAAAGACGACCUAAUGACCGGAGAGGUCUCCGUGGGAUCGAGCUCGAACUCGAUCUCGCCCGCGCGGAAGGCGAAGCCGGGGGAGGCAUCGUCCGGAAGCUCGGCAACGGCGGCGUUGUUGAUGCGAGAGCUGCUUCGAAAGGGCGUGGCGCUGCGAAGUCGGAUGGAGGCGGCCACUACCGAGCCAUUCUCGCUUUUUCCUUCCGAUAUUGGUCAAAUGUCUUUACCGCGGAAUCCGGGGUUUUCGUUUUUUCCUUUGCCCACCCCCUCUGCCGGUAUAAAGUUUCCAAAAGAGGCGAUUGGGGUAAGAAGGGGAGGGCGUGAUGGACUGGAUCCUUCGAGGUGCCGAGGCAGAGAAUACAGAGGAGCCGGCGAAGACGGUUUGGACGACAUCAGCUCCGUCCUUUACACCUCCGAGGAGAGCGAUGAGGAGGAAUUUAUGAUCGAGGUUCAGAAAGACCGGGCAGCGACCCGAAGGGGAGAAAAGGAAAUUUCUUCUACCCUCUUAUCACAGCCGACUUCCACUGCUUCACAAUUCAAACAAGCAGAGGAAGUGGCUCCUAUACCGCACGUAGUUUCCACAAUGAUUGCCAAAGAUUCUCGGGGUUCCUUUCUUUCCGUUUCCGACAACAACGGAAGAAUGGAGAGGGAUAACCAUGCCAGCUCUGUACUUAAUCCGCAUAAAACUGUUGCUGAGAUGCAUUUCACCGAUGUUUCCUUCGCUUCGACUGACAUGACGAAGGAUCUGGAGGAAAUCCGCAUUAACGUUCGUCUGUCAAAGGAUAUCACGGUGGAGAGCCCGGCAUCCGGUCCCUUUUCCUCCUUUGUUCACCGCAUCCCUCUUGCGCAAUCGACAAUCUGUUUGAGCUUUAUAGUAUGCUUUUAUUCUGAAAAAAAAAGUCGUCUGGUGAUUGAGUUUAUCAAAGUUAAAUCUAAAGCCCGACAAUUAGAAUCUGCCGUUGAGCGUGAGGUACUUUCGGAGGAGUUGCUAGGUUUAUGCAUUGUCGGGAUGUUCACUCAAUCCCGCGAUAUCGUACUGCGUGAUCCAGUAAGCAGUCAAACUAAUGUUUAUUGUCAUGUUGAUUUGCAGUUAUUCCCACAGGGAUGUGAUCGUAGGAACUCAGAAAUCCAUGCUAAUACAGAACCGUUUGUUAAUUUACCCAAAAAUGAUCACUCUCGACGCCCAAACAUGCUAUUGACAUCUGGUCAUAAUCAUGUAAACGGCACGGUGGGAUUCACUUCCCAUGGUAAUGAACAUCGUAAAAAGAAGAAUCACAUUAAAAGAAGAACCUCCCAUGCAAUUCAAAGGAGCUUUUCUAUGCACGAUAGCUCCUCUUCCUGUAGUGCAGAGGAAGAGGCUAGGGAAGAUUGUGGCAAAUAUGUGGAUGAUGAUAUCAACCGCCCUUUUGUUCCCAACAGCCACCCCACAAACGAGCAGACAAGGCAAUUUAUAGGCCAUAAAUUUGCUGUUGAGUCUGAUUCUCAUAAUAUAGGAGAUGAUUUUUCCUCAGAUUCGCAUGUGUUGCUUUGUUUAUCUAUUCAUGAUAUCCAAGGCCUUCCACGCGUAGCCCUCAAUUCAGUAGAGGACUACACAGCGCCAAAUUCUUUUGUUGUGCUUGACUCCUUAAUAAGGACGGAUGGGAGUUUUAUUGAAGAUUGGUACCUUGAGACAAAGGGCUCUUUCGAUCGUACGGAGGUAGUUUACAACUCCCGACGGCCACUUUUUGAAUACCGUAGCGUUAUCCGCCUUCCACUGGAGCGAAAUUCCGUGAAAAAGGCCUUGACUAACGGCUUUAACGAAAGGGAAGAAGAGGCUUCUUCGCCAACCUCAUUCCAACCCCAGCAAAGAGCGUUAUUAGGGGAUUUAAAGCUCACAUUAUGGCAUUACGCCUGGAAGGAAGAACAAAGGAGGGGGAGCACAGGGAAUACGAAAGAUUCCAUAAAUGAAGUGAAUAAGAGUGAGGUGGUUAGUGGGAGGAAUGGCAAGCUUCUUGAUAGCAGUUCACCUCAGGAAAAUGAAGCCGACGAGAGCUCUGAGGAAGUUCGGUUUUGGUCUCGUGCGGCCAUAAUGGGGACCUGCAACGUUGAUCUACGGCCUCUUAAGUAUUUAAAUCAGUUAGAAGGGUAUUACCGUGUGAUACAUGAAAUAGAGGGGAAGGGGGGGGGGAAUAGCGUGCGAUUAGAUAGAAAUAAACUAACGUCUCGUUAUCAUACCAUCGGGAAGGCCGAGCAUGAAACCGAAGCUGACAAAGGGAAUGUUGUCGGAUACAUUCAUAUUGGUGUGCAACUACUCUAG